Messenger RNA from Ambispora leptoticha, 143 nucleotides. The record is from the annotation of a GenBank genome assembly. NCBI's taxonomy places the organism in Eukaryota, Fungi, Glomeromycota, Glomeromycetes, Archaeosporales, Ambisporaceae.
AUGUUUGCCGAAGGUCUUGAAGAUUUAGAGUGUACUAAUGUCACUAUAUAUGUCAUUAGUACAGAUGAUACUGUUCUGAUUAAACAAGGAUAUUAUAAAGCUGCCUAUGAAGAGAAUAAAUUCAUUAGAAAGAAAAUAAUUAA